AUUAGAGAAAGAUCAGAAAAAGAAAAGCAGUGUCCAAUCACCAAUGGGUAACAGUCACUCACCUCCGGUGAAUUCUCGCUUCGCCUCGGCAUCCAGAGCUUUUACGCAAAAGGAGAUGGGAGAUCUCAGAGCACUGUUCGUGUCCAUGGCUGCCCAGUCACAGAGCGACGGUCGAUACAUAUCUCCCUCUGUCUUUCAGGUUCGCUUUCAGUCUGACAUAGAAUCUGUUCUAGUUACGAUAUUUGAUGAUAUAUUCAAUGUGAAAAGUUCUGAACCUGGAUCAAGUUCACAAGGGGACAUGGUGGACAUAUUUCUUAAUUCUGCUACCUUCUCAAGGGGUGAUGAAAGAUGCAAUGAUGAAAGUAUGUCUUUCGAAGAUUUCAGAAAGUGGUGUACACUUAUCCCAUCUCUGAGAAAGUUUCUAGGAAGUCUACUGAUUCCACCUGAUUCAGGGCGACCUGGAUCUCAAGUUCCUAAAUUGCUGCAUUUAGAGAGUAUUGAUUCUGGUAUGUUGUUACUGAGAAAGGAGUAUGCUUGGCAUAUAGGAGGAGCUCUUUCCCAGCAAGAGCUAGAGGAAUGGAAACUUUUGUAUCAUAGUACUUUAAAUGGCUUAAGUUUCAAUACAUUCUUGGGCAGCAUAACAAAUGAUAAUGGGCCGACUGUCUUGAUUAUUAAGGAUAAUGAAGGUUAUAUAUAUGGGGGUUAUGCUUCCCAGCCUUGGGAGAGGCAUGGUGAUUUCUAUGGAGAUAUGAAGUCUUUUCUCUUUCAGCUCCAUCCAAAGGUAUCUAUAUUCAGACCAACUGGGGCCAACAACAAUUUACAAUGGUGUGCUGUUAGUUUCAGUUCAGAGGCCAUUCCAAAUGGCAUUGGGUUUGGAGGACGAAUUAAUCACUUUGGCCUGUUCCUCUCAGCAGGCUUUGAUCAGGGACACACUUUCUCUUGCACAACAUUCAACAGCCCUUGCCUUUCAAAGAACAGUAAAAUCUGCCCAGAAGCGAUAGAAUGCUGGGGAGUUGUUAGGAAAGGAACACAGCAAGAAAGACAAGAUGCUCGUAAAGGCACCGUGUUAGAAAGAUUUAAGGAGGACCGGAAUAUGCUCAACAUGGUAGGGAUUGCAAAUGCUAGUGAGUAAAUGUGAUCGUCUUUGGCCUGCACUUUCAGACAGGGCGUCAACAUUCGGAUCAGUGCUUAAGGUUAGAAAUCCUGCUCAACAUCUGUCUAGUUCAAGGAAAUUUGUUUUUAUCUCGAGUUCCUGAUUCCUCAAUCAAACCAAACUUUAUUUUUUAUCAUUAUAGUCCCUAAGACCACAAGUUUAUCAUGUAUAUGCCAAAUCCUCUCUUCCAACUACAAAAAAUUACUGGUGGUUUGAAACAAGAAAUUACGGCAGUGUUUAUGAGGAAUUAUACACUAAUCUACUCAUCUCACAGAAAGACUUUUAUGCCUCUUAUGCUAGAAAUACUAAUUAUAAUGUUUCUGUGUUCCUUGCAAAGAAAUAUCAAAGAAUAUGAAUCAUGUAACUCUUUCGGUGCUCCCUUGUUGCUCAAGUUUCAAUACAUUUGUGGGCAGCAUAAUGUAAGCAGCCUGCCUCUCUCAUGCAACUUUUUAGAUUUAUGAUAUCAUUCAGCUGAUAAAGUAGGCAGUUAGUAGGAUAAUUGUAUAUCAACAUCUUUUCCAUUAUAGGAAUUUUUCUGUUUUUCAAAUACAACUGCAAAUUUAAG
Messenger RNA from Rubroshorea leprosula, 1718 nucleotides. Lineage: Eukaryota; Viridiplantae; Streptophyta; Magnoliopsida; Malvales; Dipterocarpaceae. The record is from the annotation of a GenBank genome assembly.